This is a messenger RNA of Tachysurus fulvidraco (yellow catfish), 4992 nucleotides long. RefSeq names its product spindlin-W. Bases 132 to 839 code for a protein of 235 amino acids. The transcript has 5 exons. Gene Ontology annotation, biological process: gamete generation. Lineage: Eukaryota; Metazoa; Chordata; Actinopteri; Siluriformes; Bagridae. The record is from RefSeq and is a predicted model, not a curated record.
UGCAUCUUGGGUUUUGUAGUUCAACCCUCGAUGACUGGCACCAGUUUUGACGUCGCGACGUCUAUGAGGCAGACAAUUUUCUGCAGAGGGAAGACAUGAAAAUAGAGGCCAGCAGUUGUUGAACUGUAAACAUGUCCAAGAAAAGGGGCAGGAAACGCAGCAGUGGAGAACUGAGUGACUCGCUCUCCCCCGACCCCAACAGCCUACUGGGUAAGAGGAUCCAGCACAGCUGGAGGGAGAAGGGUGCGCUCACUAAGUGGAAAGGCACCGUGCUAGACCGGCUCAGCGUCAACCCUUCGCUCUUCAUGGUCAAAUACGAUGGCUUUGAUUGUGUCUAUGGCAUCGAGCUGUUCAAAGACGAGCGCGUGUCCAACCUGCAAGUGCUGACUGAGAAGAUUGUGAACAAUAAGAUUAAGGUGCCACAUGACCCAGAGGAGCUGGUGGGCAAAGCGGUGGAGCAUCUGUUUGAGAAAGAGGAUGGAGAAAAGAACGAGUGGAGAGGGAUGGUGCUGUCUCGGGCCCCCAUUAUGACUAACUGGUAUUACAUCACCUACGAGAAGGACCCAGUGCUGUACAUGUACCAGCUGUGGGACGACUACAAGGAGGGUGACCUCCGUAUUUUACCAGAAGCAGAAAACAAGCACCUGCUGCCUGCUGACAGGAAGCCUGGCGAGGAGACAGAGAGCCUUGUGGGUAAGCAGGUUGAAUAUGUUACUGACAAAGGAGUGAAGAGAACCGGGCUGGUCAUCUACCAAGUUCCUGCUAAGCCCUCUGUCUACUACAUCAAAUACGAUGACGAUUUCCACAUUCAUGUCUACGACCUGGUCAAGACCACCUAAAAUAACAAGGAAGCUGCAUACGAAGACUAAAGUCACCAUCACCUCUCUGUAGUGUAAUGUUGUUGCCUCUCAUUGUAUUCUCUCUCCACCCGGUGUCGGUGUGGAGGGCUGGAACGGCACAGAUGUUUGUGGUUUUGUUCAUUUGCGUGUGUCAUAUUCGUUGACAUCACAUCAUCGACGCAAGUUGAGAACAAAGCCGAAAGCCUCAAUUUUAGGGAUUUAUUUCACUGAAUGUGGUAACUAAGUAGUAAUUAUCUUCUAGUGGGUGUGGUGGUGUAAAGGCAAUCAAUUACUGCGAUUCCUGAUUGUGGCUUUAACAGUUUAAACUGGGCAACCAGGUGUAUUUGGAGAUACAGUCUAUUUAUUGACAUUUAAUUAUUUUACUACGUUUCUUUUUUUUUUUUUCGUGAUAGUUUUGAGCCAUUUUAAGAUGACAUCGUUUUUUCCCUCGCUUUUACUUCUUGACAAGGUAAGACCGAAUAGUUGGAGUAAUGGAGAAUAAUUACAGAAUAAGUCUUUUGUAAAAAAAAAUAAAAUAAAAAAAAGGAGAGGAAAAAAAAUUAAAGCAACUAUUUAUUUUUGCUUUCUGUUAUUCUUGCAGCAAAAAAAAAAAUUAUUUCAUUGCAGUUAAGUGUUAAGUGCUGUGAUUGUAGUGCUUUUCAUUCAAAUCUAAUUUUGUAAUCUUCCACUAAAAAUGAGGCUAAAUCCAAGAUAGCUACACUUCACAUUUAAGCUUGUUUGAACAGAAACCCUGCGAUCCGAGCAUGUCCUUUAGAGAAACAGGAGCCAAAAGCUUGAAUUUCACUCUAGAUGUCAUUUUAGUUGCAUUUAUCAAGCUUGUGAAGCUUCUUGUAAGGAUUUAGUCUAUUUCCCAGGUGAUAAUACAUCACAAGAGGCAAAAAUGGUCCGUAUUCUGUCGAGUCAAAAUGUGAAAAAUUAGAUAUGAAAAGGAGACUCUUUCUAGCUCCACAUUGCUAACAAUGGGGGUUUUGUACAGAUUACUGCGUAUCCAUUCAAAUUGUAAACUGGAUUUUCUCUGGUACGCAUUCUGGGGUUGUCUACCUACUGUAAGUGUCCCCACUUUUGAUUUGACGUUAAGUUUAAAGCAAAUCUUAUCCAGCAGGCUGGAUCUUCAGGACAAUAAAAUCAGAAUGAAAAUUAGUGUUGAAAUUACAGCGAUAAGCUUUUGUUUCUUAAAUUGACAGGGUGUAUCGGGGAAGACCGUAAUGAGUUAGUCUCCAAUAGAGCUGAAUAGCACUUUUUUACUCUUUCUGGACACAAUUGAUCAGAAUAUAUAUAUAUCGCACUGGGAUAGAAAAGUUAUAAAGAGGAAAAGCUCAUUUUAUUCAAAGAGGAUAAAUAAGUGCUUCUGUAUACAUCAGCUCUAAUCGGUAACAUUUUCUGGGGUUUUUUUUUCCCCCCGAAAGAUUGGACUUAACAAAGAAGUGACAUUAAAGUCGCAUCUUAUCUCUUAAUUAAACAGCAUCAGAUAUUAUAAAUCAUGUAAAUCAUGCUAAUCGGGUCUGCUUUCCAUUACCAUGUACAACACUCCAUUGUACAGAAUCCUCCAGAUCUCCAAGGCUUAUUAUUUUCUUUUUGAUCUAAUAAAGCUAAUAAAAAUUGGAACAUCCCUUAAGAUGGCAACAAGAUGAAGGCAGUAAUACAACCGAUGUGCUAUCCAGACUUUUUCAGCAUAUAUGAUAAAGCACAUUAAACUAGUCUUGUUUACGGGAACAGAUCAGUGUUUGCUUUUAGUGCUUGUGUUAUUGUAGUCAAAACGUUUCCUAAAAGGAUGAAUACAAUGUGCAAGGUUCUGUCCCGGCGGUACGGUAGUGUUUACUGUAGUUUUACUCAUGCAAAUUCUAUUUUAAUGUUAAUGCUUGUAACAUCCAUAAAUGAAACCGUUUCUUCCCGUUAUGUCGCAUCGAUUAUAAAAUCUGCACAAAAUGUUAAGUUCCGUAACCGUAAGGUUAAAAAAAAAAAAUCACAUUUAACUGUUCAACUGUUUCAUUAUUGAAGAUAUUUAGUCUGUUUGCUUAUUCUCUUCAUUCCCCAUGAUCAAUGUACAGCUAUUAGCAGCACAUAUAAUCAACACAUUCAUUUAGUUACUGCAUGUGAUUCAGAGACAUUAAUGAUUAGAUCACUCCGUGGUGUUCUCUGCAAAAUGGCUAAAAGGUGUAACCUUCUAUGUACUUAAAUGUAUUUUUCUUUUGUAAAUAACGCAUUUAUGCUUGUAAUGCUUGUUUAUUCGUUGCCAUUCAUUUCGCUCACAGCAAUCGCACUUUAUUUUAGCUUUAGUCUGCCUCAAUGGAAGAGGAACUGACCUGUUAAUUCUGGCAGAAUCGAUUUAGCUUUAAAGAGCAACUCCAGCAGGCGUUUUAUUCAAACACCUUAAUCCCUGCGGAGGAAGCGUGGAACCAUUGACAGACGCAUCGUUUUAUUCACUUUUGAUGAGUACAUGACAGCCUGUGUGGUGUUUUCUCUAUCAUAGUUCUUUUUAGAAGUUAAAAGCAACAUGAACUUUUAUACCUGACACACUAAGCUGAUUUUGCUAGGCUGGUAAACCGUAUUUGAUCAUAUACAGUGAUAUGUUCCUAAUAAUCUGAUGGUGCAGACAGGUUGCACAAGAUGUUUAUUACCUUUAAUGAGAGAGAAAGCUUUAUUGAAUGAAACAUGGUGCAGGUAUCAUGAACUGAAAAGCUAGACCUGCUCAAUAAAUUAAAAAAUAAUAGAUUACAGUUUCAUUACCGGGAUAAAUUGUACAUGCUGGACUUUGAUUGAUUGAUUGAAAAUGUAUGUAUCGCUGAAGGAAUGAUGCUUUGAGCUAAAAGACAGCAAGUCAGGAGUUUUGUAACCAUAAAGACUAAAACAAUUAACAAACAACAACAACAAUAACAAGGUAUAAGCAAAAAAAAUGUAUCAUCGCUGUGUCUCACCAAUAUCUUGUCCCAUGCAAUGGAACAAAUAAUCAGUCUAAUAAAUAAUACAGAUUAAGGUUCUGUUGUUAUUGUUAUUUCUAUGACUUUGCUGGAGUUGCUUUUUAAACUGAAGGAUGUUAAUGAUGCGCUGAUGGCAAUCACCAAAGGAAAAUUUGAUUCUUCUCUGGUUUUGAGCUAGACUUCACAAUGUAGCUGUCAUAGUAUUACCUGAGUAAAUAUUAAAUUAAUUGAUAUGGUACACCUUCAAAAAAAAAAAAAAACCCUUCAUGUCUAACUUUUCUGAAAUGGAUUGAUUCUUUUUUUUAUUAUUAAACUUGUAAGCACAGUACACAUUAAUGUAAGGUUUUUUUUUAAUCAUUAUUUUUUAUUACAUAAAUGCAGCCAGCGCUCUUAGAACCUCGGAUUAAUACUUCGAGACUGAUUUCUCCCAUGUAGCAUCUGUUUAUGUUCCUAAUGAAGAUGUACAAAUGCAGAACAAAUGACAAUUUACUCAAUAGAGAUUAGAGGUGAUUUCAAAAUCGAUUUUUUGAUGAAAACGAGAGCGUCAGACACCAUUUUUUCUCUCCUCGGAUUUCCUCAAUCUUGCAUUUAAACAGACGUUCAGUUCUGUCCAUUCGUUUAAAAAGCAUUUUUUUUAAUUGUCACAUAAAAUAUGACCCUAGUGUGAAACUUGUUUGCUGUAUAAUGUUGUUGAGAUGAACUUUGACCCAGCUGUACAGUUGUAAAUAAGGCUUCUCAGAUGUUUCCUUACACUUUCAAGCAAUUUACUGCUACGUUCGGGUGGGAAUCCAUGUAUUCAUCUGUAAUCAUUCUAAACGCUUGUAAUAUACUUUAUUUCUGACCUACAUCAGUUUCGCUUGGGCCGGAGUGGAAACGCCGGCCGACGUCAAUCCUUUAAACGUUACUUUUAAGCAGAUUAACGAUGUAUACUCAAUGUGCAUUUUUCGGUUUCUUUCACUCUUGCUAAUUGUGAACAAAUAAAUCUCUUACUCACUCCUCUGUAAAUGUGGUUUAUCGUACGCUCUGCAAGCUUCCAGUAAUCCCCAACACCCCACUUCCCUCUUUGAUGUGUGUUUCUGUUAGUUUGCUGCUUUUUGCCAAAGUUAUCUUUUCCUUAGGCAACAUUCAGAAGUGUCAAAACUGUUCCAGUUGUCUGUGUACCAAUGCUAUAAUAAAAAAAAUAAAUAAAUAAAAGAGAUAUUUUUUUGCACCGA